AUGAAACAACAACAGGAAGAGAUAAUAGUUUUCAACUUCAUCACCAAGAAGGUUGAAUCCCUCUUCUUCAGAAAGGUCAACCCAAGAGACAUCCGUUGGUCUACCAUCUACCGUAGACUCAACAAGGAAACCUCUGUUGAAGUCGUCCACAAGAAGAAGACCAAGAGAACCCAAAAGUUCGAACGUUCCAUCCUCGGUGCCUCUUUGGAAGUCAUCAAGCAAAAGAGAGAACAAAAGCCAGAAUUCAGAGCUGCUCAACGUGAAGCUGCCUUGAGAGAAAUCAAGGAAAAGAAGAAGGCUGCCACCACCAAGUCUGCCAAGCCAGCUUCCUCCAAGGCUGCUGUCAAGAAGUAA
Cavenderia fasciculata is the source of this 354-nucleotide messenger RNA. RefSeq names its product S60 ribosomal protein L24 (gene rpl24). The transcript has 4 exons. Gene Ontology annotation, molecular function: structural constituent of ribosome; mRNA binding. NCBI's taxonomy places the organism in Eukaryota, Evosea, Eumycetozoa, Acytosteliales, Cavenderiaceae. Gene Ontology annotation, biological process: cytoplasmic translation. Gene Ontology annotation, cellular component: cytosolic large ribosomal subunit. The coding region runs from base 1 to 354 and encodes 117 amino acids. The record is from RefSeq and is a predicted model, not a curated record.